AUGAACUACGAAUUAUCUGACACUUGGGGAUACAUUCCUCUGAAUUCAAGUGCUGGAGGAGAUGAAGAGACAAGCGCAAUGUCUGUCGAUGAGUAUCUGCUGCAGAAGAUAGGGGAACCCAGAAGGAAAGAACUAUACAAAGUAAUACCAAUGACUUUUGUUUAUUGCGUUAUUAUGGUGACCGGCCUUGUGGGCAAUACUGCAACAUGUGUGGUUAUUUCUAAAAACAAGUUUAUGCACACAGCUACGAACUAUUAUCUCUUCAAUCUGGCCAUGUCAGACAUUUUGUUUUUGGUGUUGGGACUGCCAAUCGAAAUUUACGAAUUCUGGCAAAAAUAUCCUUAUGUUUUUGGAGAAACGUUUUGCCUUAUCCGCACCCAUACUUCGGAAGCCGCCACAUACGCCUCCAUUUUGACAAUCACUGCGUUCACUGUGGAGCGGUAUGUGGCUAUUUGCCACCCAGUGCGCGCACAGACGGUAUCCAACUUGUCCCGCGCUGUCAAGGUGAUUGUUGUGAUAUGGAUUGUAUCUCUACUCUGUGCGAUUCCAAUGACAGUUCAGUUUGGAAUCAAGUAUGAAAUCGACCCCGUCACCAAUGUGUCCAUUCCAGAAUCUGCCAUGUGUCAAAUAGUCAUAGACAAGCCGAUCAAUGAAGCUUUUGAAAUAUCGGCGUUUUUGUUUUUUGUUGCACCAAUGAGCGUUAUUUCUAUAUUAUACGGUCUGAUAGCCUUAGCUGUUCGGAGGUCGACAUUAUCUAGAGCGGGCUCCGAUUCUUCGGCUUCCAGCGAAGAAGGGGUCGGAGUAACAUUACGAGCUCAAAAACAUGCCAAAGCCAGAACAGCUGUCCUCAAAAUGUUAUUUACAGUUGUCGUGGCUUUUUUCGUGUGCUGGGCGCCGUUUCACGUGCAACGCCUGAUGGCCAUCUACAUCGAGGAGGACGAUUGGACCCCGCAACUGCUAGAAAUAGACACGUACACAUGGUACAUUUCCGGAGUCUUGUACUACGGCAGCUCAACUAUCAACCCGAUCGUCUACAGUAUUAUGUCGCUCAAGUUCAGGCAGGCAUUCCGUAAUACCUUUAUGCGGCCAUGUUGCACUAGAAGUUCCAGUUCAAGAGGAAGAAAGAACCAUUCUAAAUACCAGACGUAUAAGUUUAAGAGAUCCGUGGAUUCCCAAUACUGCUCCUCAGUUGAAGGGUCUCAUUCCCCAAAAUUUAAAGCCGAAAGAAACGGUAAUUUGGAAGGAACAAGAAAUCCAAGGCAAAACAUCGAAAUGAAGACAAAGAGUGGUGAUAAUAAUCAAGUUGAAUUAGUCUGCCAAGCGCAACUUGGGACCACUAAACCUUAUGCUAGUGAACCCUCGGUGCCAGUAGGACCAGGGGAACCGCUUAAGCCUAAAUACAACUGUGUUGUAGAAAUCCAGGCCAACCCCCUGUCAGACCCCCAAUAUACGACAUCCCUCAGGGAUCUACACAGCAUAAGGAGCGUUUAGAAUUACGCAGCUUACACAGCAUAAAGACACAGUGGGCUGUUCGCCCAUAAGUGGGGUACAAAUGGACGCACGUUGCUGUACUUUGUUGCUCCUCAGUUUUAACAUGGUAAUAAUAGGCCCCUGGGAUGUCGCAAAGUAUCAAUGCAAAGCAUCUUGUGCGAAUUGUACAAGAUAUAAAAUCCUAGUGCAUGGGGGAAAGUUUCGGCACAGCCUGAUCACUUGAAAUACGACAGUUCAAGAUGAUUGGUACGUUAUAAAUCAGCGAAUCAAGUUAAUUAGCUACAAGUUAACUAUAAGUUAGGUGUAAUUGACAUAAGAGGAAGUGGGUAGCGGCACGUUUUUGAGGCAACAUACGGGGAUCGAAAUCGAAUGAUAGAUAUAUGGCAAAAACAUACGCCAAAAUGCAUAUUUUUAGCUUAUGCCAUUACAUGUGUACAUCUGUAUCUUUUAGGAAUGUUUAUUGUGCCACCAAAGUAGAAUAAACAUUGACCAAGCCCAAAUCAACCUUGUUUAUAUGCUGAUAGUCAAAUGGAGG
Molecule: messenger RNA, 2026 nt
Organism: Lingula anatina
Lineage: Eukaryota; Metazoa; Brachiopoda; Lingulata; Lingulida; Lingulidae
Product: pyrokinin-1 receptor
Biological process (GO): neuropeptide signaling pathway
Cellular component (GO): plasma membrane
Molecular function (GO): neuromedin U receptor activity
Source: RefSeq, a predicted model, not a curated record